GUGAAGACUGUGCUAGAGAAAUGAUGAGUUCAGAAAGCCAACCUGCAGUGAGUUCUGCACGAUCACGUUCUCAUGGGGCUUCCCUGAGGAACCUUAAUGUUGGGAGGUUGGGGAAGAUUCCUGACUGGUGUGGUUGUGGAAUGCGUCCAUUGCUUCGCUGGUCUGGAACAAAUGCUAAUCCUGAUAGACCCUUUUAUGGGUGUCCAAAUUAUAAUAGUUCUGGGAGAAUGUGGUGUGGUUUCUUUAUGUGGGCAGACGGUGAAGAAGAACAGAGUUUAGUGGGCAAAACACAACCUACAAGCAGUGAUGAUAGUUGGAAGAUGAAUUUAGCAUGGAGAAUUACUUCAAUGGAAGUUGAAAUUAGGUGUUUGAAAAUAUGGAUUAGUAUUUUAAGUUUGGUUAUUUGUUUAGUUGUGUUUCUGAUUGUUAUGUAUGGUGUAAGUAUGAUUAAAUUUUGAUUAAAAGUGUGGACCUGAAGGUGUGUACUCUGAGGGUGAAUGAAAGUAUUGUAUUCAGAAUUUUAUGAAAAAGAAGCAUGGUUUUAGCUCCUCUGGUACAUAUGUCAUAUUGCAAUAGUAAGAAAGGAAAACUAAAUAUUAAACAUAUUGGUACCAUUUAUAAACCUGAAAUAAAGGUCUAUAUUUAGUGAAUAUCCAAAAGCAUUGCUUGCCAACAACUGAACAAAUAUCCAGAAAGUCAUUA
Messenger RNA from Arachis ipaensis, 702 nucleotides. The record is from RefSeq and is a predicted model, not a curated record. NCBI's taxonomy places the organism in Eukaryota, Viridiplantae, Streptophyta, Magnoliopsida, Fabales, Fabaceae.